CUAUUCUCUCUCCUCUUUUUGAUCGACUUCGACUUUUCUGAAUCUGUCUUCUUCGGUUCUUCCGCUCUUCCGUCUUCGACUCUCUCCGUCUCUCGCCGUCACGCUCUGCCGUCUGUGACUCAAGUCACUCAACUGUCUCUCCUCUCUGAUCGAUUAUUCUUCGAUUCUUCUCCUCGACGACAUCGGACAUCCUACCCAGACCUAGAGAACCCAGUCACCCGCGGUCCGGCACCACCCAUCUUCUCGAUUCUCCUUCUCUCCUCCCCAACGACAUCACCGCCGUCGCGACCACCAACACUCCAUCGCCGCCGCCAGUUCAGCUGGCUCGGGCUUCCGCAUUCUCCUUUCCUUUGGACUCGUAUACGGAAGCAUUAUAAGCUCAACUGCUCAAGUAUCUCCAGACUCCAAGUGACCCUCCGAAGAAAGAAGGGCCAGUCUUCUGAUACCACUGUCUCUCUGUCUCUCCGCCAUAGUUGUUGAUCUUUUCCUCUCUGUCUUCUGGUUCUCAUAUAUUAGCUGAAUUCAAUCUCUCUUCGGCUCUGCAUAUUUUUUUUGUGGGUCUGAAAUUUUGCUUUGUGGGUUUAAAUAAAUGGCUGUCUUCUGGUUCUCAUAUAUUAGCUGAAUUCAAUCUCUCUCCGGCUCUGCAUAUUUUUUUUGUGGGUCUGAAAUUUUGCUUUGUGGGUUUAAAUAAAUGGCCACCAAUGCAUCUGGGUUCUUCACUGCUCCUACAGUUCCUAGCCAGAGGAGGAAGAUUCAGCAUUCAAUACGCAUUUUUGGAUCUGGGUUUCCUUUCCCUGAGGGAAUCUCCAAGAGGGUAUUCUGCUCCAGCACUUUUGAAGGCGCAGAGAAGCAUGUUGGAGCUUCUGCAUCUGAAUCUCGAUCACCCAAGCUUGUCAGUAAAGGCUGCAAGUUAAUUGGAUGCGGCUCAGCAGUACCCAGUCUUAAGAUUUCAAAUGACGAUCUUGCGAAAGUAGUAGAUACUAACGAUGAAUGGAUAUCUGUUCGCACUGGGAUUCGUAAUCGACGAGUUAUUUCAGGCAAAGAGAGCCUGACAACGUUAGCGGUCGAGGCAGCGCAUAAAGCUCUUGAGAUGGCACAGGUUGAUGUUGAUGAUGUGGACCUAAUCUUGGUGUGCACAUCUACGCCUGAUGAUGUCUUUGGCUGUGCCCCGAAGGUUCAGAAAGCACUCGGCUGCGCAAGGAAUCCUUUAGCGUAUGAUAUUACAGCUGCUUGUAGUGGAUUUAUUUUGGGUCUAGUAUCAGCGUAUUGUCACAUUAAGGCUGGUGGAUUUAAAAAUGUUCUUGUUAUUGGGGCUGAUGCUCUUUCCCGGAUUGUUGACUGGACCGAUAGAGGAACGUGUAUUCUCUUCGGGGAUGCUGCUGGGGCUGUAUUAAUACAGGCCUGCGAUGGUGAGGAUGAUGGUUUGCUUUCUUUUGAUGUGCAUAGUGAUGGUGAAGGAUACAGACAUCUAAAUGCCGCCUUGAAAGAAAAUGAAACAGAUGAUGAGUUGGGUUCUAAUGGUUCAGUCCUAGGCUUCCCUCCAAGACAAGCUUCAUAUUCCUGCCUUCAAAUGAAUGGUAAAGAGGUCUUUCGCUUUGCUGUGCGUGUUGUGCCACAGUCAAUUGAGUAUUCCCUUGCAAAGGCUGGUCUCCCUGCAUCUAGCAUUGAUUGGUUACUGCUCCAUCAGGCAAACCAGAGGAUCCUUGAUGCGGUUUCUACUCGCUUGCAAAUCCCAUCAGAACAGGUGAUUUCAAACUUGGCAAACUAUGGCAACACGAGCGCUGGUUCCAUACCGUUGGCAUUGGACGAAGCUGUGAGAAGCGGGAAGGUGAAACCAGGCCAUACUAUUGCAGCUGCCGGUUUUGGAGCAGGUCUGACUUGGGCUUCUACCAUUUUCAGAUGGGGUUGAAACUCGAAACCUCGCCUCCUGCCAAUACAGAACACGAACGUCGUCCUAGCCGUAUGAAGUGCGGUUUUGCAAUUCUUGCAUCACGUUCCAAAUGUAUUAGGUAUUGUUGCAUCAAAUCUCCAUCAGCGCCCUUUCAUUUGUUUUUCUUUAGUUUUUGGCACCCUCAAUAAGAUUGUAUUGUUUUUGGUCGGUCCAAUAAUUUAUUUGUUUUCUGUUUCUUGAGUCACAAGCCAAGGCUAAAAUAACAAUUCUAAUGCUGCAACGAAGACAGCUACUCUAUAUCUCAUGUUUGAAUUGAGCAUUUUUCAAAACUUUUGUU
Molecule: messenger RNA, 2228 nt
Organism: Malus domestica (apple)
Lineage: Eukaryota; Viridiplantae; Streptophyta; Magnoliopsida; Rosales; Rosaceae
Product: beta-ketoacyl-[acyl-carrier-protein] synthase III, chloroplastic
Biological process (GO): fatty acid biosynthetic process
Cellular component (GO): chloroplast
Molecular function (GO): 3-oxoacyl-[acyl-carrier-protein] synthase activity
Source: RefSeq, a predicted model, not a curated record